GUCGAGCCCCGCAAUCGCCAUUGGCGAACAGUCUUGUCUCUUCCUGCGAGCACCUCUUGAAGCUCAAACCAAGCUGAUCUUCUUCUUCACACAGAGCAGAGAGAGAGCAGAGAGCAGAGAUGGCGUGGAGCGCGACGAUGGUGGGAGCGCUGCUGGGGCUGGGCACGCAGAUGUACUCCAACGCCCUCCGCAAGCUCCCUUACAUGCGCCAUCCGUGGGAGCAUGCGAUCGGGAUGGGGCUCGGGGCGGUGUUCGUGACCCAGCUGGUGAAAUGGGACGCUCAGCUCCAGCAGGAUCUCGACAAGAUGCUCGACAAGGCCAAGGCUGCCAAUGAGCGCCGCUACUUCGAUCAAGAUGAUGAGUAGUAGCAUUUUAUCGUUCUGGUGGAUUUUUCAACCCUUUAUUUGGUGGGAUGCGGACACAUCUUUGCUAUACGGUGCUGUUCGAGUUUCAAGUAUGGAUUUUCAAUGUGAAUUGCGUUUUUUCCAAGCAGAACUCAAGCAUUGCCAUUAAUAAAAUUUUAAGAGGCUUACUUUUUGUGAUA
Messenger RNA from Syzygium oleosum, 544 nucleotides. RefSeq lists its product as uncharacterized. Lineage: Eukaryota; Viridiplantae; Streptophyta; Magnoliopsida; Myrtales; Myrtaceae. Bases 120 to 365 code for a protein of 81 amino acids. The record is from RefSeq and is a predicted model, not a curated record. The transcript has 3 exons.